CGGAUUCUGGAAGAAAAUAAUCUCCCACGGGACUCUGAGCUCAGCAGGUUACCCGCCCCAGGGACAAAGAUCUGCUUCCCGUGAGGCUACCUCGUAGCCUCAGGAAGGACACCGUGGCCACUCAGCAUGUCCCAGCGACACUCGGACAGCUCCCUGGAAGAGAAGCUGCUGGAAUACCGCUUCCACUCCGAGCUGCGGCUCGAUGCCAGGGGGAACCCGGCAUCCGGGCUCCCCGUGGUGCGGGGCGCCCUGCAGCUCAGGGACAAUGAAGGCUUCCAGCUCGAUACCCCGGUGCCCCCCGCUGUGUCCCCUAAGGACGAGGAGCCACGGGCUGUCGUCCUUAGCACGCAGAGCCCCGCGGCCCUCAAGAUGGGCACUCAGCAGCUGAUCCCCAGAAGCCUGGCCGUGUCGAGCAAGGCCAAGACCCCGGCCCGCCACCAGAGCUUCGGGGCGGCCGUGCUCAGCAAGGAGGCCGCCCGGCGGGACCCCCGGCUCCUGUCAGCCCCCAGCUUCUCCCUGGACGACAUGGACGUGGACGCGGGCCCCGGGGGGGCGCUGAGACGGAACCUACGGAACCGAUCCUACCGGGCGGCCAUGAAGGGCCUGGAGGCGCCGGGCGGGGAGAGGGGCCCCCUCCAGCUCAGCCCCAAGCUCCAGGCCCUGGCGGAGGAGCCCAGCCAGCCUCCUGCUCGGUGCCCGGCCAAGAAUAAGAGGACGCUGGGGCGGAAACGUGCACACAAGGGCUCCUUCAAGGACGACCCCAGGUUCUACCAGGAGAUCCGGGAGCGGGGCCUCAACACCAGCCACGAGUCUGACGACGACCUGCUCGACGAGCCGUCCAGCCCCGACGGAACCGGGAAGGCAGACGCCCCCAUCGUGGUCAAGAGCUACCGGCCGGCGCAGAUCACCUGGAGCCAGCUCCCGGAGGUGGUGGAGUCCGGCAUCCUGGACAGGCUGCCUGCUGAGGAGCGCAAGAGGCAGGAGGCCAUCUUUGAGAUCCUCACGUCGGAGUUCUCGUACCAGCACAGCCUGGGCAUCCUGGUGGCCGAGUUCCUGCAGUCUGGGGAGCUGCAGGCAACGAUGACCCAGAUGGAGCGUCAUCACCUCUUCUCCAACAUCCUGGACGUCCUGAGCGCCAGCCAGAGGUUUUUCGAGGCCCUAGAGCAGCGGCACAAGGCGCAGGUGUGCGUGGAGGACAUCAGCGACAUCCUAGAGGAACAUGCGGAGCAGCAUUUCCACCCCUACGUCGCCUACUGCUCCAAUGAGGUCUACCAGCAGCGCGCCCUGCAGAGGCUGAUGAGCAGCAACACCGCCUUCCACGAGGCCCUGAGGGAGAUCGAGAAGCGUCCCGCGUGCGGGGGUCUCCCCAUGAUCUCCUUCCUCAUCCUCCCCAUGCAGAGGGUGACCCGGCUGCCCCUCCUGACAGACACCCUCUGCCUCAAGAGUCAGGGCCACCCUGAGAGGUACAAGGCCGCCAGCCGUGCGCUCAAGGCCAUCAGCAAGCUGGUGAGACAGUGCAACGAGGGAGCCCACAAGAUGGAGCGCACAGAACAGAUGUACACCCUGCACACGCAGCUGGACUUCGGCAAGGUCAAGUCCCUCCCGCUGAUCUCUGCCUCCCGCUGGCUGCUGAAGCGUGGGGAGCUCUCUGUGGUGGAGGAAACCGGGCUUUUCCGAAAACUGGCCAGCCGGCCCACGUGCUACCUGUUUCUGUUCAACGACGUCCUGGUGGUCACCAAGAAGAAGAGCGAGGACAGCUUCGUGGUGCAGGACUACGCCCAAGUGGACCACAUCCGGGUCCAGAAGACGGAGGCCUCCGACCCCUCCCUGCUGGGGGGCGGCGGCAGCCGCGGCUCCUCCGUGCCGCACCCCUUCCAGGUGACCCUGCUGCACAACAGCGAGGGCCGCCAGGAGAAGUUCCUGCUGUCGUCCGACUCCGCGAGUGACCGGGCCCGCUGGAUCGUGGCGCUCACACACAAGGAGAGGCAGAGUCCCGCCAACAAAGGAGACCUGCCCCAGGUGGAGGUCACCAAGGCCUAUCUGGCCAAGCAGGCGGACGAGAUCACCCUGCAGCAGGCGGAUGUGGUCCUGGUUCUGGAGCAGGAAGACGGAUGGUUCUACGGCGAGAGGCUGAGAGAUGGGGAGACGGGCUGGUUCCCCGAGGACUUCGCCCGAUGCAUCACCAGCCGCGUGGCCGUGGAGGGCAACGUGCGCAGAAUGGAGCGCCUGCGCGUGGAGACAGACGUAUAGCCCGCUCUGCCCGGCGAUUCGAGGGGCGCAGAUCCACCGGCCCCCAGGAGCCUGACAGCCCGCGGGUCUCCCGAGGCGCUGGGGGCUGCAGUGCCGGCUGCAGACACAUCCGGUGGGAAGCUCACACACGCCGUCCCCCCCGGGGGCCACCCUCCCCCAAGCUGUCAGGGCCAUGCCAGCUUGGCCCCACGUCUCCCACACGUCCUGCACCCACCGCACCGCCAUGCAGGGCACAUGACCGGACGCAGGGCGUGGCCCGGCUCUUCCCUCGCCUCUCCUGCCCCCCACGUGGGACCGAGGGCCCCACUCUCUGAGAGGAGGUCCCGCCUGAGGGAGCGGACUCUGGUGCCAGUGCUGAAAUCCUGACUGAGGUUUUCACAGACAUUAAAGAAAGUAUUUCUUUA
Molecule: messenger RNA, 2654 nt
Organism: Herpailurus yagouaroundi (jaguarundi)
Lineage: Eukaryota; Metazoa; Chordata; Mammalia; Carnivora; Felidae
Gene: ARHGEF16
Product: Rho guanine nucleotide exchange factor 16
Exons: 15
Coding region: 127-2250 (707 amino acids)
Biological process (GO): activation of GTPase activity
Molecular function (GO): protein binding; guanyl-nucleotide exchange factor activity
Source: RefSeq, a predicted model, not a curated record